AUGUUUUUCCACCAACUUGAGCGUCGAAACGACGCCCUUAACAUAAACGGGAACACUGUCAAUGGCAGGACCGCCGACAUUGCUAUCACAACUCGCGGCUCAGACUGGUACUGGACCGUGUGUGCCGUCAUGACCGUCUCUACGUUCGUCUUCGUUGGUCUGGCCCUCCGCAAGCCCCGUCACCACCGCCUCUUCCACUACAUCACGGCCGCCAUCACCAUGACUGCUGCCAUUGCUUAUUUCACCAUGGGCUCCAACCUGGGCUUUACCCCGAUUCCUGUCGAGUUCCGCCGCUCCGACCCCAAGGUCCGCGGAAUCAACCGCGAGAUCUUCUACGUCCGUUACAUUGACUGGUUCAUCACCACUCCACUGCUGCUCCUGGACCUCAUGCUCACUGCCGGCAUGCCCUGGCCUACCAUCCUGUGGGUCAUCUUUGUCGACUGGGUGAUGAUUGUCACCGGCCUCAUCGGCGCACUUGUGCAGAGCACCUACAAAUGGGGCUACUUUGCCUUCGGCUGCGCGGCUCUCAUGUACAUCGUGUACCAACUAGUAUGGGAAUCACGGCGGCACGCAAGCCGGAUCGGAGACGACGUCAACAGAGCCUUCGUGUCCUGCGGCAGCCUAACCACCAUCCUUUGGAUCUGCUACCCCAUCGCUUGGGGGGUUGCUGAAGGCGGGAAUGUCAUUGCCCCCGACUCCGAGGCCAUCUUCUACGGCGUGCUGGACCUGCUAGCCAAGCCUGUCUUCGGCGCCUUGCUUAUCUUCGGCCACCGCAACAUCGACCCCGGCCGCCUUGGCCUGCACCUCCGCGACUACGACGAGGACCCUGCGUACCGCUCUGGCCACGUCGAGAAAGGCCACCAUGCCGAUGGCGCUAGGAAUGGCGUCACGAAUGGCCACCAUGCUACUGAUGGCCACCACGCUACUGACGGAGCACAGGCGGCUUAG
Messenger RNA from Aplosporella prunicola CBS 121167, 948 nucleotides. RefSeq lists its product as uncharacterized. Lineage: Eukaryota; Fungi; Ascomycota; Dothideomycetes; Botryosphaeriales; Aplosporellaceae. The coding region runs from base 1 to 948 and encodes 315 amino acids. The record is from RefSeq and is a predicted model, not a curated record. Gene Ontology annotation, biological process: monoatomic ion transport. Gene Ontology annotation, molecular function: monoatomic ion channel activity. The transcript is spliced from 4 exons. Gene Ontology annotation, cellular component: endoplasmic reticulum; plasma membrane.